ACGGUGUACUAGGUACAUCACAUAUGUAGAUUCCCUUAGUCUCCCCACUAAUGAUAACUUAAAUUGGUUGGAUGGUUGACCUGGAUAGCGGAAAAGGAAAGAAUGAACUCUACCAACAACAUGCCAGCAAAGCUACCCCUGCAUUAAAGUUGCAUAUGCUAGGUACAUAACUCCCGACUUGUCCGCCGAGUUAUCCACCAAUUGGUUUUUGUUGCAUUUCUGUAAGCUCGGACCAACUAACUUUUCGCAACUUUCGCGAUAGAAACCAUCUGAUCCGAUCUGAUGUGACCUGGUAGAAAUUGAUUCCUCUACAUACAGCUUCGCUCGCAGAUCCCCCACAUCUGGUCAAUAUGCCAAGCUCAUGUAAAGAAAUAAGAGCCGCACUGGCGGAAUGCCUGCAAGAGUCGGAUUGCGUGAUGGUACAGCGGCAUACCGCAGCCGAAUGUCUGCGCUCACCGCUGUCCGAGACCCUCCCGAUGAAGUGCCAACAGCUGAAGAAGGGCUUUGGCGAGUGUAGGAGGGGCAUGAUCGAUAUGCGCAAGCGGUUCCGCGGGAACCAACCCAUCACCUUCAAGAGCCUCGAAACGACCGAGCAGUCGGGAGAAGGAUACCAACUUUAUGCCGGAAGAUCCGCUUUCGCCGGCUCCGUCCGUAAAACCGACGGGAACGAGCCUGAGCCCAAGGACUGGCGAGAAUUAGAGAAUGAAAAGUACCGAAAAGAACAGGAAUCGCAAAAGAAAUAAAAUGAGAUAUACCAUACAAAAGAUUGGGCGGGAUAUAUCACAGCAAGCAUUUGACGGCGUUGGGGUUGGAUUAGCAUAUCUGAGUGUGUCAAAACCGGUUGUUUAUAUCUUCAGGUACGGCUUGCAAUGGGUCAACUCUGCUCAGACGGUAAAAAAUCAUAUGGCAUGACGCUGUCUCUCAGCCUUAUUCCCUACGAUCUGAAUCAAACCCUAAGUCUAUCUUCAGUCUCUGGGUAUACUGGUUCUACUGACAUAGGCAAAUACUCAGUUAGCGUCUUGAGCUCGGGUUUUUUUACGUCUGACAGGUAUUCACACGGACACUAUAACCUGCUCUAUAUAUCAAACAGAUAUACCCGAUCCUCUUGGGGAGGUCCGAAAGCUGCUAGUCAUAAGACCGAGAUGACUUAGUUAGUCAGCCGUACGCUUCUAAUGGUAUCAAGCGACGAUCAAAAUCGCUUAAAAUCAUCACAUGUGUAAUUGUAAUUACCUAAGCGUCACGCCCCCUUUGUAAUGAGACAAGGAUCUACUAGAUCGGCCUUGGCAAAAACUCAAGACUCC
Molecule: messenger RNA, 1301 nt
Organism: Daldinia loculata
Lineage: Eukaryota; Fungi; Ascomycota; Sordariomycetes; Xylariales; Hypoxylaceae
Product: cytochrome c oxidase assembly protein PET191-domain-containing protein
Exons: 2
Coding region: 351-743 (130 amino acids)
Biological process (GO): mitochondrial respiratory chain complex IV assembly
Cellular component (GO): mitochondrion
Source: RefSeq, a predicted model, not a curated record